AUGGGGACUGAUAACACAACCAUAGACGGUUCAUCUGGACUGAAAUCAGCUCUCAAACACAUUCACACAUUCUCUCUGGUCAUCUAUUGUGUGAUUAUAGUGGUUGGGACAGUUGGUAAUGGUCUGGUCAUCUAUGUGACCGGCUUCAAGAUGAAGAAAACAGUCAACUCUUUGUGGUUUCUCAACUUGGCUCUCGCCGACUUCCUCUUCACAGCGUUCCUGGUGUUUACAGCAGUGUCUCUCUCUCAGCAGCACCACUGGCCCUUUGGAGAAUUUAUGUGCAAACUCAACAACUUUGUGAGCUUGGUCAACAUGUUUGCCAGCGUCUUUUUUCUGAUGGCCAUAAAUCUGGAUAGAUGCCUAUCUACGUGGGUGGUGGAAUGGGCACAAAACGAGCGCACUGUCCUUAAGGCUCAAAUCAUCAGUGCUGUAAUCUGGUUUGCUGCAGGGAUCUGUAGCACACCUUACGCCAGCUUUCGCAUUGUGACCAACCAGGAGAAUGUCACCAAGUGCAAAUACAAAGAUAACAUCCAACUAAAAUGGACUCUGUACACUUUCCGCUUUGUUGUGGGCUUCCUCAUCCCAUUCUUGGCAAUAUUUCUCUCUUACGUAGCAAUAGAAAUACGUUCCAAGCGGCUGCAAAAUGUGAGGAAACACUUAUCUCACCGCGUAAUUGUUUUAAUCAUUGUUGCAUUCUUCAUCUGCUGGUUGCCAUUUCAUGUUAUGAGUUUUAUAGACUUAGCUUCCAACAAUAACCAGGACCUUAGCAAGAUUGUUGACAUUGGAGGUCCUUUGACUGUGAGUCUAGCUUUCAUGAACAGCUGCCUGAACCCCAUCCUCUACGUUUUCAUCCGAGACGACUUCCAAAAUCAGUUUCAUCAGUCUGUGUGCUUUGUUGUAGAAAAUGCUCUGGCGGAGGACCUUUUGCCAUCUGUAACCUCUCGUUUCUUGUCACCACAGUUGCUACGGGCUGAUAGAAAAUCACAGACCUCUGUUCCUGUCUAGAAGAAAUACAUAGGAAUUUAAUUACAUAUCUAGAAUGUAUUGCAAUGUAUGUAUAGAGAAAAUAUGCAUGUGAAUUCUUUUUACUUUAUUUAGCUUUUGAUGUUUUUUCAACUGUAGGUGACUUUAUUGUGUGUGAUUUCCUUAAAUGUUAAGUCUUUAAAAAAAUAUUAGUUACGUGUCGCGAUUUAUAGUCUAAGUUGACAAUCUGCACCACAUUAGCUUAGACUAUUAUAAAGUAAACAAAUUGAAGACUCUCUUCAUUGAUCUGUAUGCUAACCUGCCUAAAAUGUUUCAUAUUUUAGGAUGUUGCAUGGUAUAGAGGUAGAGAUGGUUCCCUUUAUACAGAGAAUAUCACUAUAAACCCAGAAUCAAAAAUAUUGAGUUCAUAAUACUUGUAUUUGCCUAAUUUCUGAGAAUGCAAAUUUUGAUUAAACUGACCUCUUUCAUUUCCCUUUUGAUUUUAAAUCUCUUUUAAUGUCCUUUGGAAACACCUGCUUAGUCUGCAGACAUGCAUUCCUAACAUAGAGCAUCUCUCCCUGAUAGUCAUUAAGUGCUUUAGUGGUCGUGGCUUUCAUUGUGGACUGCGCAUUGACGUCACUGUGGACCCACAUCAAUGUGUGUGCAGGAAGAACCGACCCACAGCAUUAACACAGGAUUCGCCCACUUAGAAAACCAGGACUAUUAUCCUCAUCUGCUCUUUGUGGAUUUCACACCAACAUUCAACACACUUUUACAACAGACUGAUUCAGAACUUAAUACACCUGGACUGAGUUACACCCUUUGCAACUGGAUUUUUAAAAUAUCUCUUCCUGCCCUGUCACUCUCAGCACCGGCUCCCUCUAGGGCAGUGUGCUGAGCCCCUUCUGUUUAUUCUGCUCAUAUAUGGGACUGCUCAGCAAACAACUCCGUUGCCUCAUUGUGAAGUUUGCAGAUGACACAUCUGUAGUUAGUCUGACAACUGGCAGGAGGUGGAGCACAUGGAGGGUUGAUGCAAAGGAAACAACCUCUUCAUCAAUGUGAAGAAGAUAAAGGAGAUGAUGAUACACUGUCAGAGGGACAGCAGUGGAUGUGGUCUCUAAGCUACAGGUACCUGGGUGUACACAUCAUUGAUGACCUCACCUGGAGCACGAACGUCUCCUGCCUGAUUCGAAAAGCACACUACUGUCUCUACUUCACUGGGAUGAGUCUGACACCGGAGGUCAGUCCUGACAUUAUGCUACAGACGUGGAGUUGAGAGUGUCCUCUGUCUCUGCAUCACCAUGUGGCACCGCAGUUGUUCUGUAGCAGAGAAGGCACAGAACAGCAAUGCAGAAGGCGGUGAAAGCUGCACAGAGGAUGGUGGAUUGCAGCGUCUUAACCAUCAUGGACAUCAAGAUCUCCAAAUAUAAGAAAUGGGCCUCCUGCAUCAUGAAAGACUCAACUCAGCCUGUGCCUUCCAAUGUUUUUCCUCUUCCCUUCAUGCAGAAGGUUGCAGAGCAAAUAGCAGG
Molecule: messenger RNA, 2492 nt
Organism: Poecilia latipinna (sailfin molly)
Lineage: Eukaryota; Metazoa; Chordata; Actinopteri; Cyprinodontiformes; Poeciliidae
Product: C3a anaphylatoxin chemotactic receptor-like
Exons: 2
Coding region: 1-1005 (334 amino acids)
Biological process (GO): inflammatory response; phospholipase C-activating G protein-coupled receptor signaling pathway; positive regulation of cytosolic calcium ion concentration
Cellular component (GO): plasma membrane
Molecular function (GO): complement receptor activity; G protein-coupled receptor activity
Source: RefSeq, a predicted model, not a curated record